Penicillium macrosclerotiorum is the source of this 1644-nucleotide messenger RNA. Its product is annotated as spermidine synthase. Gene Ontology annotation, biological process: polyamine biosynthetic process. Lineage: Eukaryota; Fungi; Ascomycota; Eurotiomycetes; Eurotiales; Aspergillaceae. The transcript has 3 exons. Bases 1 to 1644 code for a protein of 547 amino acids. The record is from RefSeq and is a predicted model, not a curated record.
AUGUCGUCUGUCGAAGAUUUCCUGGCACGAGCCGAUUUCAAGCGGCUUGGCUCGGGCAUUGCAUUGCUAUGUCUUCUGGCCUUUUACUCCCCAGUGAUGGUGUUGGUGCUGUCCCCGGUCUACGGUUCUUUGCCAUCGCAUAUCUUCCAUAGCUAUGGAGUGGCCAUCUUCGCCGGAGCUGGAUGGUUCUUGAAGGACCAAAUUCAAAAGCGUAUUGGUCGUCUCGCUGCGAUUAUUCUGCCUGUCCUGGCUUUUUGGACCCCGACUCUGCAGUACUUCAUUAUGCAGCAAAGUUCCAAGCUGGGCAACCCGGCUGGCCCAGUCAUCACUGAGCUCUUCGGUUAUUAUCCGCUAGUGAUGCUCACUGUGGCUGUCGCCGGAAAGCAAAUUCAAUUUGCCCUUCACCUUGAAUCGCAGGGUGAUAUAGCCGCGGAGCAUGUGCCCCUGCUGGGUUCGUACGUCGUGUAUUCGAUCGGCGAACACUUCGCUAAGGCUGUUCUCUCCCAUGCCAUUGGCUUCACCAUUGUCUUCUCCCGCGCAGGCCUGCAAUUUCUCAUUGCGGUUCUCUACGCUGCCGUUAUUCCGUCCAAGCUAUUGGUCCUGGCCAUCCCGUCUCUGCUUUUCUCAAUCACCUCUGAUGUUCAUCUGGGUGGCAUCAGCGGUGUUAACUCUGCGCUCAAGCACGAGGGAUAUACUCUGUUGACACGGCAAGAGUCUUACACCGGAUAUAUCUCUGUCUUGGAGAACAAUCACGACGGAUUCAGAGUGAUGCGAUGUGAUCACAGCCUCCUCGGUGGACAAUGGACCAAAUCAUCGCCAGGUUACCACCCAGAGGUGGAGGACCCUAUUUAUGCAGUCUUUGCUAUGCUUGAGGCUGUUCGCCUGGUCGAGCCAGACCACGGCAGCGAGCGCGUUGAUGCGAACAGCAAGGCACUGGUCAUUGGCCUUGGGGUUGGCACGACUCCCGCUGCACUGAUGAAGCAUGGCAUCGACACUACCGUGGUUGAAAUUGACCCUGUCGUGCAUAAGCUUGCCACUCAGUACUUCAACCUCCCAUCUAACCAUCUUCCCGUUAUCGAAGACGCCACCAAGUUUGUUGAGCGUGCGCAAAAGUUGCCGUCCCAGUACGAUUAUAUCAUCCAUGAUGUCUUCACCGGUGGUGCUGAGCCUGCGGAGCUGUUCACGAUGGAAUUUCUGAAAGGCUUGAGCUCUUUGCUGAGAGAUGACGGUGUCAUUGCGAUUAACUAUGCUGGUGAUCUUGAGCUCUACCCAACCGGCCUGAUUGCUCGCACCAUCCAGGCCGUCUUCCCGACUUGCCGCAUCUUCCGCGAAGAUGCGCCGAGCGAGGACAACGAAAACAACAAUUUCACCAACAUGGUAUUCUUCUGUAAGAAGAAUUCUUCCCCUCUACAGUUCCGAGAGCCUGUGCCUUCGGACUUCUUACGCAGCAAGACUCGUGAGAACUAUCUCCUCCCGAAGCAUGAGCUCGACCCCGUCAUUUUUGCGACAAUUCCCAAGAAAGGAAGACACGUCCUCGUUGCAAAGGAGGCCCGGAGAUUGCACAAGUUCCAGGACCGCGGGGCUCUGGAACACUGGGAAAUCAUGCGGAAGGUUAUUCCCGAUGCUGUUUGGGAGAACUGGUGA